CCCCUCCAGCGCAUAGUAAGUCAGCCCAUGGUCUAUCUGCACCUUCACUCGUCGCAAUCGCUGUCCUUCUCUCACUAUCCACCUUUGUUCAAGGGCAUUUUGUCCCAGUUGUUGUGCGCUGUUACUUACCAUCUGCAUAGCUUCAUUUGACCAGCUCCACUCGCUUCUGCGCACCUCCUUCGCUAUCGCAAGUAAACCUAUACAGUCGCUAUGGCAGAUAUCGAGCAGCAAACUUCGGUCGAGCAGACUCCGGUUGACGACGUAGAAAUGGGCGAGGGCGCGGGUGAUACAUCGGCCGGCGCAGGAGAGGAUGCUGGGUUGACUCAACUUGAGCCUGAGACGCCAAAGCUGGUCUUGUUCGCGGAUCUGAUGAAAAGUCCCAUUGUCGAGGUCAUCGUAGGAAGCGUAGACAACCGAACCACGUACUCAGCCCACGAGGCAGUUCUCGUCAAGUCACCAGAGUUUGCAAAGCAGGUCGAACAAUUCGCGCCAGGAGGUCCUCGCCAGGUCAUUUUCACAGAUGUUGAUGUCGAUGCCAUGGGCUCGGUAGUCGAGUACCUUUACACGGGCGAAUACUUCCCUAAAAAGACGUCAUCGGCGCGCGACGCCCCCCUCGAAAAAGACACCCGCCAACCUCUCCCCGACGAUCAAGGCCUUGGUCUUCUCGUGCACGCCCGCGUCUACACACUCGCCGACCGCCUUGCUCUCCCCGAGCUAAAAUCCCUCGCACACUCCAAAAUCCACCGCACAGCCUCCACCGCCAAAGGCGAGCUCGCAUACGCCCGCUACGUGUACAAGGAGUCCAAUCCGGAGGAUACUACAAUUCGCAAGCCUGUGGCGGCGUUCUGGGCUACGAGGAGUUUCUCGCUACGUCAUGAUGCGGAGCCCGAGUUCAAGGCCAUGUGUCUAGAGUUCCCACAGUUUUCGUAUGAUGUGCUCCAGCUUGUGCUGGAUCAACAAGAGAAGAGAGGCAGGGGUGGAGAUGAUGGGCCGACCAGGAGUGGGCCGAGUGUGGUGCCAGGAUCAACGAGAAAGAGGGCCAGAGUGAGUCAGGUUUAGAUGCAUUUUGGGCGUGCAUCUGCUUGAUUUGCUUCUUUGCCCUUUGCUUCUGUCUGUUUGUUGGAUGCAUUCUAAUCUCAUGUGCUUAGCUCGACCCUCAAGUUCAGAUUCGUACCCCGCGUGCAUUAACGGAAACAUUGGAAUGAAUCACGGCU
Messenger RNA from Cucurbitaria berberidis CBS 394.84, 1214 nucleotides. RefSeq lists its product as uncharacterized. The record is from RefSeq and is a predicted model, not a curated record. The transcript has 3 exons. Gene Ontology annotation, molecular function: protein binding. The coding region runs from base 211 to 1059 and encodes 282 amino acids. NCBI's taxonomy places the organism in Eukaryota, Fungi, Ascomycota, Dothideomycetes, Pleosporales, Cucurbitariaceae.